CAUUAUUUAGUAUUACAGAAAUAAUAUCGGACCAAAUAGUCACUAGGAGGAACACAGGAUGAAGUGGGUAAUUUGUUUAUUUGUUGUUUACAGUGCAUUGGAUUCUCACUUUGUUGAUUCGGUACUGGUAAAUACACCCCUUGGGUCUAUAUUAGGUACAGUAAAACAAUAUGGCACCAGAAACGUUUUCCAGUUUUUAAAUGUUCCUUAUGCAGAGCCUCCCGUUGGUUUAUUACGGUUCCAGAAACCAGUCCCGGUAAGACCCUGGGUUGGUAUAUUGAAUGCUACUGCGUACGGACCAGCUUGUGUCCAAAGUCAGUUACCAAUUCACCAAAUGAGUGAAGAUUGCUUAAAACUGAAUAUUUAUAUCCCAAACAACAUAGAUAUACGAUCUCCACGUGCUGUUAUGGUGUAUAUACACGGCGGAGGAUAUGUUAAUGGGCAAGGAAAAUCCCAAGAUGGUGCGUUGUUGGCGCUCACCGGUGACGUUAUAGUUAUUACUAUUAAUUAUCGCUUGGAUGUGUUUGGGUUCCUAGGAACAGAGUAUUCGGAACUACCUGGAAACUAUGGAUUAUGGGAUCAACGACAGUCGUUCUUGUGGGUAAGAAACUACAUCGCUGCUUUUGGAGGAGAUCCCAGUCUUGUGACCAUUUUCGGAGAAUCAGCAGGAGCUUACAGUGUGGGUCUUCAUCUUGUAUCCAACCAGAAUAUCGGUCUCUUUAACCGCGCUAUAUGUGAAAGUGGAACCACUUUAUCACCCCGAGCUCUGGCUUUCGAUCCUAUUGGCUUUUCAAGGAGAUUUCUAAUCCAGAUUGGUUGUUUUCCAGGUGGAAAUGUCAGGAAUAUAUCCAUGUGUUUAAUAUCUAAACCUGCUGUUGAUAUUCUUAUAGCGUCAAACAUAGCCAAACAAGAACAUUUUCUUGCGUUUAGACUUGAGAUAGGGCCUGUGGUCGAUGGCGACUUUUUACAAAAACAACCAUCCCAGUUACUAACGGCUGCGGACAUUCCGUUACCGAAUGUGGAUUUAAUGGCGGGAACGAAUAGUGCUGAAGGAAUUUUGAUAUUAGGACCAUUGUCUGGCUACCAGAAUCAACUUCAAAUGGAUUUAAGACAGGGAAUACCCACCAGGGUUCUAUGUUUCAACAUCUCCACGGCUAUAUCUAGGGAUUAUUAUUUGAAUUCCCCUCUUGUAGCAAGUGAAAUAUGUCAGACGUAUUCCAGCGCUGGAUUACCAGAUGAUCAGCAAGCUAGGCAGGUCGUAGACAUGUACGGGGAUAUGUCCUUCCUUGCACCAACUGUAGCUAUCUUAGAUGUCCAUACACAACUGAGUAAGGGGCGAUCAUCCUAUCAAUAUUAUUUUACACAUGAAGCUGUAUCUAGUACCAUUAGAGUUAACUACCCCUGGUUUGUUGGUGUUCCUCAUGCUGGUGAACUGCCAUUUGUAUUUGGUCCUGCCAUAUCAUUUCCACCAGGUACCACAUACACACAGGCUGAAGUGGAAUUUUCUAACAAGCUGCAGAUUUACUGGACAAACUUUGCAAAACGCGGGAAUCCAAAUGGCUUACAUAUACAAUCAUGGACCAGAUAUUCUACUGCUAAAAGUUUUAUCAAUCUCGACCUUGUCAUGUCUCCAGGCAACCACAUAUUUCCCAAUCGCAUGAAAUUGUGGUUAUCCAAAAAUCCAGUGGCAUUUCCAAUUGUAGGAUAAACGCCCAGAGUAAAGAAGUGUUGAAAACCAAGUUUUACACGUGAUAGAUAUGUAUUAAUCCGUACGGUUUUCUGUUCGUGCAGUGCGACCAUUCUGUUAACAUUAAUAUAACAUAAUUAUAAUAGGUGCUUUAAAUAAUUUCUGUGAUUGACAAGUUGGCUUACAAGACACAAUAUUUAGAUUAUUAUUCCCUAGAUCUCGUGGUUAGGGAGCCAGUGCCUUACCCACUCAAGAAUCGUGUCUUCUCGUUUUGAUCUUGUCAUAAUCAACCGAUAUAAAUAUUGAAUGGGUUUGACUAUCUCAAUUGAAUUUCUACACCAUGUUAAUUGAAUAUAAGAAUGUGAGGUUGAUAUUGUGUAUGCUUUCCAUUAUUCAUGUAUGAUUUCUUCCUUAUCCUUUAUUCUCAAAUCAUGAAUAUUCACCAAAUCUAGGCAGAAAAUGGAAAUUGUAUUAUUCGAUUCUACAUCGAAACGUCAACAAAAAUUUCCAUGCAAAAUCCGGGAAAGUGAAAAUGGGAGACUUCCUAUAAAUAGAUGAAGUACAUUAUUUAAUAAUCUCACUCGUAUAUUCUGAUAUUUUGCCCACGAAAAUGUGGCGUACACAUCUGCUAACUAUGUUUAAUAACCUGUUGAUAUACUGAUUAAUGUCUUACCUACACCAGAACAAACAAUCACGAGAAAUAACCAUAUCAACAUCUUCUCUGGAUUAUUAAUAAAUUGUUGUACAUGUAGUAGUCUGGUUUAUUUGAUAUUGAAUACAAGAUAUUAUAACAUUAUAUUUAUUACAUAUACAUGUAUUAUAUUUUAUUGGCAUGUGGCCACUAUUCACUUCCUUUUAUACACGACUAUUAGAUAAGUCAACAAAAGAACACAUACAAAUCUGGUUUGAAUUAAAUUGAAUGCCAAUAUGUUAUAAUUUCGUCAAGUCAUAAUAUACCUAUAUUAUAUUGAACUAAGAGAGAGAGAGACCCUAAUUUAAAUAGCUCUUAUAUGGUUUGUGUCAUAACUCAAACAAUCCCAGAAAGUGUAAAAAUCCCUUAGUGAUUUUAGAAUGUUCGGCAGAUCAAAGUGAGGAUAACGCUACUACAUUAAUAAUAUACUACAAUUAUAACAUUCCAGCGUGUACAGAUUAUAACAUAUUAUUAUUGUUUAUAGAAAAUUCAAAUCAAGCAAUAUCAGUAAUAUUUUCUACAGGUAGUUCUAUAGGAUGUCGUCUUGUAUCAUCAAUAGGUGCUGAUAAAAUAAUACUAUGAUUAGACAUAGUAUCACCAUCAGCACAUAAACAUGUUUUUAUUUCAUAAGAUGCUUCCUCCAGUAAUUCAUUUACACUUAUAUCAUCACCUAAUAAAUUCACAGAUUUUCGAAGACCUCUGGAGUUGCUGUCUUUUAUCACAGGAACAUUAUUUUCCUUUGCACUGUCAUCUGUCAUUUCUGAGACAUCAUGACCAUUAGUAGUUUUAAUGUCUUGAUGCGGUUGAUAAGCCUCACUUAGUUCCAAAUCAUUUGGAUUAUUUGCUUGAUGAUCGUUAUUACGAAGUCUUAGGAUCUCACCUGGUGUUUCAGGACUUUCGCUCUUCCUGUGUCGUUUUCGUCGUUUCUUUUGGUGCUCUAUUGUGUUGAUUUCACCGCGAUUGGUUGUAGUCCCAGGAAAAAAAACUAGCUGCCCUAAACCCUGUUUGUGGCUGUGGUUUUCUCUUGCUCCUUCCUUUAUUUCAGUGGGACAAGAUUGAGCUUCAUGACCUGUAGCAUUACAGUCAUUACCAACGCCAACCUCAUUACAUUGAUAUGUUAAUUUUGAUUUGGCAUCCUCAAGUUUAAUAUCUCUUACUUCAUCAUUAUCAUCAUCAUCAUCAUCAUCAUCAUCAUCAUCCUCGUCAUCAACAUGGUCGCUGUGCUUUUCUUGUCCUUCGCUAACAGACGAUAACACGAAUUCAGAGUUCACAUGCUGACGAGAAUUAGAUUCAUCAAAUGCUGGAUUGUUAAAACCCGUCCCAUUGUUAUUCUCAAGUCGUUUUCUUUGAAUCCACCGUCUAGAAUAAAGAAAAUAAGUAUUUGGAAAUAUUCUCAUUAUUUGGAAGUAUUAAAGAUUUUAGAUAAUUAUAUUGGAAGUAUCAAUACAAAACUGUUAAAAUUACCAUGUAGUGGUGUUCAUUUCAGAAAGUUUUCAACAAACCUUUUCUAUUAUGUAUCCUUACCUGAGAAAGAAGAGUACAAUAACAAAAACAAUGGUGAAGACAAUUAAAAUACCAAGCACUACACCCAAUAUAAUCUGUAGGGAGUCACGACCUGAAAUAAAUAAUAUCUUAUAUUAAGUAAACAAAUCUCUAUAAAACAAAGGAUUGUUUUAAAUAUUAAUAAUUGUUAUCUCUUUUUUUAUUAUGUCUAAUGCAAUGUACUUAAUUGGAUGAUUGUGUAUGUAUAUCAUUUAAUGUAAUAUAUUACAAUUUGUCUGCCUCGACAUUAAAACCUGUGCAGGACUUGGCUGUUUGUGGAUCAAAAAUCUGCAUCCUUCAAAUAUUUUAGUUUAUGUUUUGCUGAAUAAUUAUAAAUUAUUAAGUACCUGUGGUUUGCUAUACCUGUUGUUAGAGAUGUUUGCGCUUACCUUUGUUAUUAGAUUUCUGAUAUUUUCUAUUAUAUCUUAUUGAUGAUAAACCGUGUUGAGAAGUCGAUGUGAUGUCACCAUUCUGUCUAUUAUAAGUAGUAAUUGGUAAUGUUGUUGUUGGUAAUGUUGUAGUUUUACUUUGGGAAGUAGUUGAUGGUAGCUCAGAUAUCGAAGAUACAUUUUCUUUUUAAAAAAGAGAAGAGAUAUAGUCCCCUUUAAUGCAUUUAUAGUUCAAUUCAGCUGCUACUAGCACAUUGUAAUAUUGACACCAGGUUCUGGUGUAGAAAUGGUACAAUAUAAACUUUGAAAACAUUUAGAUUUUUCCUCCGGUGCAUUCAGCUUUGUAGAUAUCUAUUUCAAUAAUAUAACUUAUUGUACAGUUGUUUCUGGUAUUUUCACAGGAAGUAUUUGAGUUUAUCCUACGGUAAAAAAUACUCAUUACAUAUAUUAACAAGUCCCCUGGGAAUUGUAACUCAACCGUACGUGAUUGUUUGAACGGCACAUUUGAGUACCAACUUUAAACCAACAUAAAAUAUGACGCUAUAUGAAAUUAUAGAAAGUUCAAAUUGGUCACGCUAAUAGGCAUUUAUCUAUUUCAGUAUACACCUCAAUAAGUUAUUCCACAAGAUGCUUUAAGUACGCUAAUUUGUCUACUGAAAAAAACAUUACAUCCACUACAGUUGUAGUAAUCCACUCAGAAUUAGACCCCUGACAAGUACCAUUGGCAUCCGAAAUUCUUACAAGAUAAUUAGAUAUUUGUCAAUCGAUUAAGUUGCAUGUGUUUUAGACAACGUUAUUGACCAUUUUUUUUUAAAAAACUCGGUGGAAUUGUUCAUAAGGGUCUAGACUUUUUUUUUCAGGAACGUUUUAAAAUUUGAUACUUGUGAAGGCGCUGAAGGCCAAAGUUCUCGAUGCAUAGUUUUUGCGUUCAAAUACCUGAAAUUUUGCGAACAUGUGUGCUUCUUUUUUGCGGGACAGACCGAAAAAAACUUGGAAUUUCCGAAUGCAUACUUUGAACUCAAACCACAGAAAUAUAAUUCCAUUUAUACUGUAACUGUAAAAUACCCGUGAAUUGUAUUUAGAUUUUAGAACAUAACGAGAUUGCAUAAUUAGGUACUACAAUCAAGAAUCUAAUCAACUUUACUGUUGAUAGGUGUAUUAGGGGGUCUGAACACAUUGGUCUGUUGAAAUCAGAGGUAGACCCAUCCAUUUGUCACAUAAAGAAGAUUCUCAACCUAUUAAUGUAAAUAACCCAUACGUCCGAUAUACAGUUACACAAAGUUAGUUUGAAUUGAAUUAUAACUCACCUGUCCUACAGAAAUGUAAAUAUAUCAAUACCGAUAUCAAACCCUUCAUUAUCUACCAACGCUUUCUUCGUCAAAAAUUAAAUGCUUCUCCAGAAGAAAAUUGUUAAUUAUGCUUGAAUAUUUAAAAUGAUUGUAUCUCAUUGUAGUUUAAAUGUUGCAUGCCUGUAUUUUAUAACGCCAUAUUGAUGUUUUAUAAAUAUCAAGUAUAUACAUGUUUAUCUAUUGAUACCUAUAUAAAGUUCGUUCAAUAAAGGUAUUGAAUGAA
Molecule: messenger RNA, 5881 nt
Organism: Patella vulgata (common limpet)
Lineage: Eukaryota; Metazoa; Mollusca; Gastropoda; Patellidae
Product: acetylcholinesterase
Exons: 2
Coding region: 59-1708 (549 amino acids)
Biological process (GO): postsynaptic membrane assembly; presynaptic membrane assembly; neuron cell-cell adhesion
Cellular component (GO): cell surface; synapse
Molecular function (GO): signaling receptor activity; neurexin family protein binding
Source: RefSeq, a predicted model, not a curated record